ACCCCAGGGCCUGGACGGCAGCCUGGCUGGGUCAGUCCUGGCCUGGCGGCCCUGCUCAUGGCUGUGUGGGUCCAGGGAGGCCGCCGUGGCCUGCGCGGGUGCCUUGUCGCCAGCAGGCUGCUAUGUCCCCGUUUCCAGAGUCGCGACCCUCAGGGCGUGGAAGACGGGGACAGGCCACAGCCUUCCUCGAAGAUCCCCAAGAUCCCCAAGAUUUACACCAAAACAGGAGACAAAGGGUUUUCUAGCACCUUCACAGGAGAAAGGAGACCUAAAGAUGACCAGGUGUUUGAAGCCGUGGGAACUACCGAUGAAUUAAGUUCCGCUAUCGGGUUGGCUAUGGAAUUAAUUGCGGAAAAGGGCCAUGCAUUUGCCGAAGAGCUUCAGAAAGUCUCCCCCCCAGAUCCAGUGCACGCUGCAGGACAUCGGCUCGGCCCUGGCGACUCCACGCUCCUCGGCCAGGGAGGCUCACUUAAGUCCUCUGCUCCUCGACUGCGCAGAGCACGCGGCCUUCCAGGCAGGGCCCAUCCUGGAGCUGGAGAGGUGGAUCGACAAGUACUCGGACCAGCUCCCCCCACUCUCGGCCUUUAUCCUGCCGGAGGCAAGAGUAGCGCCGCGCUGCACCUCUGCCGGGCCGUGUGCCGCCGAGCUGAGCGACGCCUUUUCAAGGACCUGCCGAAUGUCUGCCACACCCCUCCCCAGCUACAGAGAAUGGAGGUGCACUCCGCCUCCGCACGGCCACCUGCUGUGCGGACACUGACCUCAUUGAUUCCUCGUGAGAACCCUGAACUAUGUGGUGGCAACCCCACUUUACAGGAACCAGGAGACGGGCUCAGAGAGCGUGGUGCCUCUUGUCCAGAGGGGAGAGACGGACGCCAACGUGGCCAAGUUCUUAAACAGACUCAGCGACUAUCUCUUCACGGUGGCCAGGUACGCGGCCAUGACGGAGGGGAACCAAGAGAAAAUAUACAAGAAAAACGACCCGUCGGACUGAGACAGAGGCACUUUGAAAUAAUGCAGCAGGCAGCUCUGCGGGCCCCCUGGGGACAGUGGUGCAGUUUGCUUUCCAGCGUCCUGGUUCCUGAGGGGCUUUGCCUCACAGCCCUGCCACCUCCCUCAAAGGACCACGGCCCCUGAGAGUCCUCCCCUGCUCCCCCAGGGUGUCCUUGGUCUUAGAGGAGGUGGGAAGGGGCUCAGCAUUGCAGAAAAGAGAGGUCAAGGGCAGCGCAGAGAGGAGGAGCUGUGCAGGCAAAAGAAUAAACGUGGGAAAAGCGGAAAAGCGGGAGCCUCUGUGGGU
Sciurus carolinensis (gray squirrel) is the source of this 1294-nucleotide messenger RNA. RefSeq names its product metabolism of cobalamin associated B (gene Mmab). The record is from RefSeq and is a predicted model, not a curated record. The transcript is spliced from 10 exons. Lineage: Eukaryota; Metazoa; Chordata; Mammalia; Rodentia; Sciuridae. Bases 58 to 1134 code for a protein of 358 amino acids. Gene Ontology annotation, molecular function: corrinoid adenosyltransferase activity.